This is a messenger RNA of Cyclospora cayetanensis, 609 nucleotides long. RefSeq lists its product as uncharacterized. Bases 1 to 609 code for a protein of 202 amino acids. Lineage: Eukaryota; Apicomplexa; Conoidasida; Eucoccidiorida; Eimeriidae. The transcript has a single exon. The record is from RefSeq and is a predicted model, not a curated record.
AUGGCGCAAGAACAGGUGGUUCGUAAGUUGCAAGGCAGCAAUGAUGUAGGCAACUACAUGAUCCGCACAAGCAUGAGCCAAAGGAUCAGUAGCAAUCCCAGGGGCGUUGUUAGACGCGCAUUGAACCACUAUUGGAGCGUAGGAUCUUCAUUUCGCUGGGGCCACCGCCGAUCGGUUCUGGUUGGCAUCUCGUGCUUUUUCUACCUCGUUCCCUCCUUUUGCCUCUUCUACACCAGCAGGAGCGGUCGGAGCCUUAGGAGCGUCGAGCAUGAGGUGGAGGCGUAUGUAUGGCUGGUUGUGACCUUAGCUUCAUUUUUGUCGGACUUCAUCUUUUCGGGUCAGAGGCAUAAUUGGGUUGUACGUGCAGUCCAUAUGACAGAUCGCUGGGUGGCUUCUGCUGCGCUACUGCUGCAAUGCAUCUACAAUGUACCGCUGUGGUUUGCUGCAUCCUUCUCAACCGGCUGCCUCGGCCUGAUACUGGUGCUUUGCUGCUGUUGCGUCAAGUCUUUAGGAGCAUCUGCCUCCUGUUUCUCCGCGUAUGUCUGGUCACACACGAACUGGCACCUCGCGGGGGCUGUAGCACGGAGCAUCAUGGCAUUCGUGGAGUAA